CCAUUCUCUUCUCUUUUAUCAUUUACUUGAUUACUAUAAAUACUAUAUGUGAACAAAGACUUUGCAGAGGUACUCAAAAUCAAUUAUGCCUCACCAAAAAUCAUGUCAAAAACUCUUCACCAUCUAUCUCAUCUUGCUCUCUUUAACCCUCACUUUUCUUGCUUUGUCUUUUAAGACAAAACCCCUUACUACCAACCCUUCACUUAUCCAUUCUACCCAGGAUUGGUUUGAUUAUCUUCUUGCUAAAAAGAUAGAUACCAAGAGAAUCAAGAUUGGAUUAGUCAACGUAGAUGACGAUAUAAGGAGUCUUUAUGAUACAUACGGAUUAGUUGAGACUGUCCAUGUUGAUUUUGAGCCUAUUCCAGAAGACAGAAAAUGGGAAGACUUCUUCCCUGAGUGGAUAGAUGAAGACGAGAAGUGGGGUCCGCCGCGGUGCCCGGAGAUCCCCAUGCCACGGCUGAAGAAUUACCGUGGCUUGGAUGUGGUGGUGGCUAGGGCUCCUUGUGUUGGUACUGGUGGUGGGAGGAAAGGUAUCAGGGAUAUACGCAGGAUGCAAGUGAAUUUGGUGGUGGCCAAUCUUGUGGUUGCUAACGGAUGGGUCAAACCUGAUAUUGAUCGGACGGUGUAUGUUGUGUUCAUGGGAUCAUGUGGGCCCAUGCAAGAAAUUUUCAGAUGUGAGGAUCUCCUGUCACAUAUAGGUGAUUAUUGGGUGUACAAACCUGAUUUAAAGAAAUUGAAGCAGAAACUACUAAUGCCUGUUGGUUCAUGCCAGAUUGCCCCUCCUUAUGCACAGACAGGUGAUGAAAUAUGGAGACAUUAUUUGUUAAAACCAAUGAGCCUAAACCAGACCACAUACAAACGAAGGAUUGCCUACGCAACAGUCCUCCAUUCAUCCGGAGCUUAUGUUUGUGGUGCAAUUGCUUUAGCACAAAGUAUCAUUCAAACCAACUCAACCAAAGACCUAAUCUUACUGCACGAUUCAUCCAUAACUCCAAAGUCUCUCCGAGGAUUGAGAGCUGCCGGUUGGAAAACCAAGUUAAUCCAACCCAUCAGAAGCCCUUCCGCCAAGCCAGGAUCAUACAAUGAGUGGAACUAUAGCAAGCUUAGACUUUGGCAGUUAACAGAUUACGACAAGGUUAUUUUCAUAGAUGCUGACAUUGUAGUGCUUAAGAACAUCGAUCAGUUCUUCACUUUUCCACAAUUGUCAGCAUCUGGCAAUGACAAGUCGUUCUUCAAUUCAGGGAUCAUGGUGAUAGAGCCAUCAGAGUGCACAUUCCAGGACUUGAUGUCGAAGACUCCCAAGUUAACUUCUUAUAACGGUGGUGAUCAAGGGUUUCUUAAUGAAGCAUUCACAUGGUGGCACAGGUUGCCUGCAAGGUUAAAUUAUCUUAAGGUUUUUCGGGGUCCAAGAAACGAGAAUCAUCCAGUCCCAGACAAUCUUUAUGCAAUUCAUAUGUUAGGGUUGAAGCCGUGGAUGUGUUAUAAGGACUAUGACUGCAACUGGGAUAUGAAAGAUCGCCAUAUUUUUGCUAGUGACUCGGCUCAUCGGAGAUGGUGGCAAGUAUAUGAAGCCAUGCCCAAGAAAUUGCAGAAAUAUUGUGGGUUAACGAAGCAAAUGGAUGCAAGAAUCAGGAAAUGGAGAGGGAUAGCUAAUAAAUUAGGUUUGCCAGAUGGGCAUUGGAAGAUCAAUGCAAGAGACCCCAGGCAACACCAUUUUGUUGGAUGAUUUCUUUUCCCCCAGUUUUCAAACUUGUAGGUAGAUAUAUUACCUAUCUUUUAGGACUGAAAUUGUCAUAAAGUCCUAGAAAAUUACUGUAUUAUACAUAUUUUUAUUUGAUGUCAAUCAAUAUUAAUUUUUAUUUUCUUUAAA
Ricinus communis (castor bean) is the source of this 1870-nucleotide messenger RNA. Its product is annotated as putative UDP-glucuronate:xylan alpha-glucuronosyltransferase 5. The record is from RefSeq and is a predicted model, not a curated record. The transcript is spliced from 2 exons. Gene Ontology annotation, molecular function: glycosyltransferase activity. Gene Ontology annotation, biological process: xylan biosynthetic process. NCBI's taxonomy places the organism in Eukaryota, Viridiplantae, Streptophyta, Magnoliopsida, Malpighiales, Euphorbiaceae. Bases 86 to 1726 code for a protein of 546 amino acids.